AAAAACAAAUGGUAAUUGAUUGCUUAAUUCUGUCCAUGAUAAGGAAACACAUUUCUGCCAAGGGGGAGUAGAGAGUGGGUGUGGCAGCACCCUGACUGUAUGUACAGUAUCCUAACAUAUGUUGAUAAAACAAACUGGUGUCACUUCUGGCAAACCGUUAGAGGGACUAGCUAUGGCCACAGUUCAUUUAUCAUUUUUGCUGUUGUUGGUGUUUGAUUCGCUUUCCAGCUCGGCACUCGGCGUCAUGAAUGCUUCAGAACCUUUCCUGCGGACCUUCUCUGGACACGUUCUGACAGAAGGAGACGCUGACUACUUGGACCUGUCUGUGUUGGACGGCGAUGACGCAGGUUCUGGGUCCAAAUCCCAGCCGGAAGCUGUGAGAAGACACCCGGGCCUUCACCCUCCUCAUCAAAAGCGCUACUUUGUGUCGGAGGAGGUCAAGCAUUUCCUGCAGGGUUGCUUGUCCACGGCCUUCGUCCCGGCCGUCUACACCGUGGUCUUCGUCGUCAGCGUGCCCCUCAACCUGCUCGCCGCCGCCAUCUUCAUGCAUCCGGUCCGUCCCAGGAAGCCCGCGGUCAUCUACAUGUUGAACCUCGCCUCCGCCGACCUGCUCUUCGGCUUGCUCCUCCCCUUCAAAGUGGCCUACCGUUACCAUGGCAACAACUGGACGUACGGCGCCUUCAUGUGCAGGGUGGUGACGGCCGCCUUCUACUGCAACAUGUACUGCUCGGUGCUGCUCAUGGCGUGCAUCGGCUUGGACCGCCUCCUGGCUGUCGUCUACCCCAUGAACUCGCUGACGUGGCGCAGCCCGCAGACGGCGUGGGCCGCGUGCGCCGCCAUGUGGCUGCUGGCCCUGGCCGGUGCGGCGCCUCUCUUAGCGACGGGUCAGACGGCGCACCUGCCCCAACUGCACAUCACCACCUGUCACGACGUGCAAGACGCAAUCAAACUCCAAUCCUAUUAUCGCUACUUCUUCCCCGUCUACUCGUCCGUGUUCUUCUUCAUCCCCCUCGUCCUCACCGCCGCGUGCUACGUGCGCAUCAUCCACACCUUGGCGGCCGCCAACAUCGAGAACCGCUCCAAAAAGACUCGGGCGGUGGUGAUGGCGGCGAUCGUCCUGGUGGUGUUUGUGGUGUGCUUCACCCCCGCCAACGUGAUCCUCAUGAUCCACUACGUCGACGCCACGCACGCCUCCAGCAGCGACGCAUCCUACCGGGCCUACUUGCUCGCCACAUGCGCGGGGAGCCUCAGCUGCUGCCUGGACCCCAUCCUUUACUACUUCGGUUCGUCUCAGUGCAGGAAGCGGGUGGUGGCGCUAUUUGGACGCCGGCAUCCGCAUCGGACGGCGAGCAGUGUGCGCACCGAGAGUUCCAGAACCAGCAGACACAGGGACAGCAGCAGGCCGUGCAAAAUGGAGGUUGGUCAAAGUGGGUCUGGGGGUCAGACUCAGUACAGCAUGCUGGACACUUGACAAGGUUUUUUUUUGUCUCGGUGGGACGGCAAGGAACACAUUUAUUUACUGAAUAAAAUCAAUGUUGCUACCUUUGUAACCUUUGAUUUGGUAUGUUUGUAACGGGGUCAAUUAUGUCAUGUAAAUAUGUGUUUUAUAAUGUUGUAUUAGUGUUAUAAUUACACACGAUGUGUAAGUUACAUGAUGUUUUGUCAAUAUGCGGAACCAUUGUCUCGUCGCGUCCCUCGUAGCGCAAUAACUGUUGUGACACCUGCUUAUUUUUGUGUGUGUUGGAAAUGCCCUUCUACUUCCCUUUUGUCCACGAUAUCAACGUGAGAGGUGGGCUUCCGUGCAACGACAGAAAAGUGUAUUUGUCUCAUUAACAACUUCAGUUCACUAUUUCCUGCUCAAUAUUCAUGGAUGGGAAUUUUCCGCAGAAUUCCGCCGAUUUUGCUGCGCCAUGGUCAUUCAUAUAAUAUAAUGCCAAUGUGUGAAGGCACCUGAUUGGCUAGCUCUACUACCAGCUGACGACAUCAACCAAUGACAUUGCCCGUUAUAGACGUCUGCACACAUCGUUUGCCGACAAUAUCUAAUCUCUGAUCCUCAAUUGUUGUAAGCGUUUCUGAACUCGUAUUCUGUUUAUAUUGGUUGUGUUUAUCGGCGACUAAUCUGGAAAGAAAACACAGUAGCUCUCAAUUAACACGUUACUUUAGUGACAAAACAGUUUCAGACUUGGUUAAGCUUAUUCAAGAUAGGAAUGCUUCAAGUGGAACUGGGCAUGGCUCGAUAUAUCUAUCAAACUGAAGGUGAAGAUUAACAAGAAUAUCGUAGAAGUAGACGAACUGAUCAGCGAUUUCAUUGCAAAGUGCGAUGUAAAUCUUCAUUCCCAUCCCUGUAUGUCAGUGGUCCCCAACCUUUUGUAUAUGUGGACCGGUCAAUGCUUAAUAAUUUGUC
Messenger RNA from Nerophis ophidion (straightnose pipefish), 2404 nucleotides. RefSeq names its product coagulation factor II (thrombin) receptor (gene f2r). Lineage: Eukaryota; Metazoa; Chordata; Actinopteri; Syngnathiformes; Syngnathidae. The record is from RefSeq and is a predicted model, not a curated record. Gene Ontology annotation, cellular component: membrane. The transcript has 2 exons. Gene Ontology annotation, molecular function: thrombin-activated receptor activity. Bases 119 to 1471 code for a protein of 450 amino acids. Gene Ontology annotation, biological process: positive regulation of Rho protein signal transduction; phospholipase C-activating G protein-coupled receptor signaling pathway; thrombin-activated receptor signaling pathway.